Molecule: messenger RNA, 1260 nt
Organism: Jaminaea rosea
Lineage: Eukaryota; Fungi; Basidiomycota; Exobasidiomycetes; Microstromatales
Exons: 6
Coding region: 1-1260 (419 amino acids)
Biological process (GO): regulation of transcription by RNA polymerase II
Cellular component (GO): PcG protein complex; transcription regulator complex
Molecular function (GO): DNA-binding transcription factor activity, RNA polymerase II-specific; RNA polymerase II cis-regulatory region sequence-specific DNA binding
Source: RefSeq, a predicted model, not a curated record
AUGGACAUACUAGAACUGGUUCAUGACGAUGUCAAGGCCGAGAGCAGGCCGCACGAGUGCCAACACAAAGGCUGCCCCAAGGCGUUCAGCAGGCAUGCGCGCAUUCAUUCGCAAGAGAGGCCAUUUGGUUGUCCCUACAUGGGAUGUGGGAAGACCUUCAUCCAACGAAGCGCUUUGACGGUACAUCUCCGCAUCCACACCGGCGAACGACCUCACGUGUGCGAGGUCUGCACCAAGGCAUUUUCCGACUCAAGCUCUCUGGCCAGACAUCGCCGCAUCCAUAGCGGACGUCGCCCCUACAAGUGCCUGGCAGAAGACUGUGGCAAGACCUUCUGUCGCAAGACCACGCUCAUCAAGCAUGGCCUGCGUCAACACCAAAUUGCCACGGUGCCAAAGGGCAAGAAGUCUCUGUCCACCAGAGCUGCCGGGCCAAUUGUUGUAGGGUCGCAGAGUGGGCCCGUCACGGGCAACGGCGCCUCGGGUAGGCAGACGCGGGCCUCGACGGGAAUGCAUCACCCGAACGGUGGCUCCGUGACAUCCUCUGGCGACAUAGUAUUCCCUUCUGUCCCCUCGCACAGCCACCAAACUCACUUCAUGGACGCUUCUCACGCGCAGAGCCAUGGCGGGCCGGUCCUACCGUGGUACCCUUCGCACGACAGCGGUUCUGCCUACACGUCAAGCACAGCCGACGGGAGCUACUCGCGCCUCGGCAGUGAGACGAGCACAUCUUCUGCUGCCAACAGUCAUGGAGGCUACACGCACGAUCACCACCUCCACAACCAUCAUCAUCACGGCACUUCCUCUGACGUUGACGCUGCGGAGGCGGCCGCCCUCAUGUUGCCCAUCGGCCCUGGAUCGAUGUCUAUCGAUAGCAGCUCGGUCAAGGCUGCCCCCGUCAAGCUGCAGGACCCCUACGGGCGACACUACCGUACGCACGACAGCUUGCCCGGCUGGAACGCAGACUACCAUGGCGGGGAGAGCAAGGUCUUUGCCCAUCAGUCCGGAGCGAGCACGCCUCAUGGUCAAGGCCCUCCGCCCAUGGCGCCUUCGCCAACUCACCCUCAACAGCAUCUCCAACAUCAUCAGCAGCAGCAGGGAAGCUACUUCCCAUCGGCGUACGCUCAGCAAAAUGGCUACGCUAUGCAGCACGGUCAUCAGCACCAGCGCUCGCUCCCCAUUCACCACCAACCUCAACAGCAGAGCCAAAAUCAGUACUCGACCCUCUUCUCUGCCGGUGUCGAUGCGCAAUCUGCCACUUAA